UCUGUUGUCUGGGGAUCGAUUGGAAUUCUUGGUGAUCUCUCGGCCACACCUGGAGGUUGGCAACCCUAAUGCAGUCAGAUACUUGGGGUAGGUACCAGGUCAAGCUUGUGAGCUCUGAAGAAACAUGGGCUGCUGAACAGGAAAAUCUUUGUUUUUAAAUAUAUGCCUUUGUUUUCAAUUAUGCUUCUAGGGUGGUGGGUGACUGCAGGACUGCAGGGCACUAGAUCAGCAAGGCAAGAUGGACUCAGCCUGGGGAAGCCAGUCCUCUGAAGCAAUGCUGUUGGGGGGUAUUGGCGGACCCCUGGGAACAGCAGCUCUGCAUCAUAUGAAAGAAGAACUAGAAAGAGGGUUAGCCCAGCUCUGGGAAACCCAGCUGCAAGAGUUCCUGAAGACCGUGGAGGUCCCUCAGUUGGGGUGUGGUGUCACCCAGUUACCUGAGGAGCCCACACCUUGGGACGACGCCAAGGCCUUCCUGGCCUCCUUUGAGCAAGUGGCUGAAGCAUGUCAGUGGCCCAAGGAAGACUGGAUGACUCGACUCCAGCCAGCCCUCCGGGGAGAAGCCAAGCAAACUUUUCUCAAAAUGGAGGCUGCAGACAGAGAGGAUUAUGAGAAAGUGAAGACGGCCAUCUUGCGAGGCGAUGCCAUGAGCAGGGAGAAGAGUCGCCAACACUUCCGGCAGUUCUGCUACCUGGAGGCCGAGGGGCCGAGGGGGACGUACAUCCGGCUCCAGGAACUUUGUAACGAUUGGCUGAAGGUUGAGAAGCAAACAAAGGAGCAGAUCCUGGAGCUCCUGAUUUUGGAGCAAUUCCUAACUGUCCUGCCUGUGGAAAUGCAGAACUGGGUCAGGAGAAAUUGCCCCGAGACCUGUACACAUGCCGUGACCCUGGCUGAGGAUUUCCUGCUUGAGACUUGGAAACAGCAGAUGGCGGAGCCACAAGGGGAGAACUUGCAGGAGCCGGAGUUGAUUCACUCGUUCAUUGUGCAGAACCAGCCCAGUGUGCAGAACCAGCCCAGUGUGCAGAACCAGCCCAUUGUCCAGAACCAGCCCAGUGUGCAGAACCAGCUCAUUAUGCAGAACCAGCCCAGUGUGCAGAACCAGCUCAUUAUGCAGAACCAGCUCAUUAUGCAGAACCAGCCCAGUGUGCAGAACCAGCCCAGUGUGCAGAACCAGCUCAUUGUCCAGAACCAGCCCAGUGUGCAGAACCAGCCACUGUUCUCCAUGGAAGCCAAGCAAGAGCAAGAUCUCCCUCUCCAGGUUCCUUCAACAGAUCAUGGGAAGCUCAGUAACAAUGAAGAGCACUAUCCCCAAGAAACUGCAAAACAGAUAGAACUUCAAGGGAUGACUCUGGAACAAGCCAAUGUCAGUGGCCCCCAGUUCUUCAAUAACAGAGAAGUUUUAGAGAAUCAACACAUACUAGAACAGAAGCAGGUAACCCACCCAGUGGAGGAAGGGAGUGAAUCUGAUACUUGCGAAGAGGUCAACAGGAAACCCAAUGUAGCUGAACUCCAGUGGGGGCACAGCAAAAGCAAGAUAAGAAAUAAGUGCUUUGCGUGUGGGAAGAGCUUCAGUCGUAAGUCUGAACUCAUCUUGCAUAACAGAACCCACACUGGGGAAAGACCAUAUAGAUGCUUCCACUGUGAAAAAAGCUUCAUUUCUUCGCGGUCCCUCAGAAGGCACCAGCAGAUUCAUACUGACAAGAAGCCACAUCAGUGCCUAGACUGUGAGAAAGCUUUCUAUGACAGGUCGGCCCUCGGAAGACACCAGCGCCUCCACACGGGAGAGAAACCCUAUCAGUGCCCUGACUGUGACAAAAGCUUUACCUGGAGGACCUCUCUAAUUGUGCACAGAAAGAUCCACGUAAAAGAGGCAUCGCCCAUUCCUCCUGGUGAGAAACAACAGGGGAAAGAGAUUAUGUGCAUCUGUUGUAAGUGUGGGGAAAAUUUCAGUAGCACAGCAGACCUUGAUAUCCAUCGGUGUGGAUUCUCUGGAAAGAAGUCCCACCAUUGCUUGGUGUGUGGGAAAAAAUUCUCCAGCAGUGCACUCUUGAAAAGACAUCAGCCCCUCCACACAGGAGAGAAACGCUAUCAGUGUGCAGUGUGUGGGAAAAGGUUCACGUGGAAUUCUUCGUUCUGUCGACACAAAAAGACCCACAGGGGAGAAGAAGGAGCUUCCCAAGGCCCCUAUUCACAAGGAGGAAACUACAAAUGCUCACACUGUGGGAAAAUCUUCAGGAGUGCAUGGGAAUGGGAGGAACAUCAGUGUAUCACCUCAGUGUAUCCACUGAGACCCUAUAAAUGUCCUGACUGUGGAAAGGCUUUCCAGUGGAGCUCGUCUCUUGAUAGACAUAGAAAGAGCCAUAAGAGAGAGAAACCAACCCCAGUCCUACGAAGCACGUCCCACUCAUCCAUGGUGUACCUAAGAAGAAUUUCUGCAAGUGAGAAGUCCCAUAAAUGCUUAAAGUGUGAAAAAUUUUUCUACCAUAAGUCACACCUAAGAAGGCAUCAGCGUAUCCACACCGGAGAGAAACCCUUUGAAUGCACCAACUGCAAGGAAAAAUUCAUGUGGAUUUCAUCUCUUAAAAACCAUGAGAGGAUCCACACUAGGAAAACUCACCCAUGCCCGGAAUGUGGGAAAAUUUUCCAAAAACCAUCACACCUUGUGAGACAUCAGAAGUUCCACAGCAGAGUUAGUCUGAGACAAGUUUAAUUUAACAGGAAAACCUUAGCACACACAAGGAUUCAUUCUGAAUUGGAACAGCUCCCUUGAUGCAUGCUUGGGAGCUGGUUUCAGCUACUAGGCUGGGCCUGGAGACCUCCUGGAAAUAGAACUGAUCUUUAACCAACAGACAUUUCCCCUGAAGAAAAUGGCUGCUUUGGUGGGGUGAAGUCUAUAGCAGUAUAGUUGCUCCCCUUCCUCCUGUCUUUCCCAAGCUCCCCCCUCCAAAUCUACAGGAAUUUCCCAAUUCAGAGUCAGCCCUACUAAAACGAACUUGACUCUUGAGACGUGGCAGGUGCCUUGACACAAUCUUUAAUGCUGUCCCUUAAUCACGUUAGUUUGCCAGCUUGGUGCCCCAGACAACAUCACAAGAAGUGUUUCCUUGCUGGCGUCCCAUUUAAAUUGAGGGCCCAGUUUGUUACAUGGGAAAUACUUAUGUAAAUAUUCUACAGCUAGUCUGGGCAACUUAUGAGUCUUGGACUGUCCAGUUGCAGAGAUGCUUAGAGUUGGUUGAACCCAGUCAGUUCUAACUUGUGGGUCUCCCAGGCAAGCACACCCCUCUAUAGUAGCUUACCAGAGGUGUGCGAAACAGGUCUUUGCUGAGGUUUCCAUAGACUGGAAGGCCAUCAGGCAACUGGGGGAGGAGGUGGUGGUGGCAGAAAUUGGGCUUGGAUCAGAGACCCAAGAUAUAUCCUGAUAUCUUCAGGAUGAUGGAAUCAGUUAUUAUUUGCCCAAAAAAUCAGGAGAUACACCCUGAGAAGAGAGCUUUUGUUCUUCUGUUGCUGCGAUUGUCUUGCAUUUCAUGACAUACAGAAGAAUAUACACAGGAGAGAAGUCGUUUGCAUGGCCAAUGGGGAAUACAUUUUGUGUGACCUUUUGAUUGCUGACUCUGGGUUGGGAAAUGCCUGGAGAUUUGGGGAUGAAACCUGAAGAGGGGCAGGGUUUGGGGAGGGAAGGGACAUCAGCUGGGUAUAAAGCCACAGAGUCCACUCUCCAGAGCAUCUGUUUUCUCCAGGGGAACUGAUCUGUGUACUCUGGAGAUCAGUUGUAAUUCUAGGAGAUCUUCAGGCUGUACUUGGAUCUUGGCAACUUUAGUGAGACCUAAACAUCUGAUGGGAAGAGAAACUUCAACUGCCUAUGCUGCGCAGAAUGUGUCAGUAAGAGCCAAGAGAGAGAUCAUCCCAGUGUUGAUAGAAUGAGAAGUGUUCCACAUUGCCCUCAAAGACCCCUCCCCUCUUUUGGCGAUCCCUGGCCCAAGAGAUAUCCAGCUGGCUUUAACGAGAGCCAAGGCAUUUACGGCCCUGGCUCCUGCCUGGUGGAACAAGCUGCUGAGUGAUGUCAGGACCCUGCGGGAGUUGUCUUAAUUUCAGCAGGGCCUGCAAGAUGUGGCUGUUCCACCAGGCCUUUUCCUCCUAGCCAGCUGGAUCAAAUGGAAUUUGAUCAUCUCCUUUCGGCCUCCGGGGGAGGGGGGAGAGAGGGAAAGAGCUGACGGUGGGGAUUAUGUAUCAUAAACAUCAGGGUUUUUGUACUGAAUGCUGUUUUUCUUGUUUUGUUGUCUAAACAGUAUUGUUUUAAUUGUGCAAUAUUGGAUUGAUGCUUUGUUAGUUAUGGUUUUAUGUGUGUAAUACUGGUUUUAUAUUGUAACCUGCCCUGCGCCCCUAACAGGGAUAGGAUGGGAUGUAAAUCCAAAUAAAUAAAUAAACAGUUAUUUGGUGGAGUGAGAUUUGAGGGUAAGUCUGUGAAAACCUCACAAGUUGAAGUUAUUAUAGCAAGUAUUUUGUAAUUGUUUUGUAGUGAUGAUAAAAAUCUCACAUUGUA
Sphaerodactylus townsendi is the source of this 4534-nucleotide messenger RNA. RefSeq names its product zinc finger protein with KRAB and SCAN domains 3-like. The record is from RefSeq and is a predicted model, not a curated record. Lineage: Eukaryota; Metazoa; Chordata; Lepidosauria; Squamata; Sphaerodactylidae. Bases 239 to 2707 code for a protein of 822 amino acids. Gene Ontology annotation, biological process: regulation of DNA-templated transcription. Gene Ontology annotation, molecular function: DNA-binding transcription factor activity, RNA polymerase II-specific; RNA polymerase II cis-regulatory region sequence-specific DNA binding. The transcript has 3 exons.